Messenger RNA from Candida dubliniensis CD36, 1053 nucleotides. RefSeq names its product translation initiation factor eIF3 subunit i (gene TIF34). Gene Ontology annotation, molecular function: protein binding; translation initiation factor activity; RNA binding. Gene Ontology annotation, cellular component: eukaryotic translation initiation factor 3 complex, eIF3m; cytoplasm. Lineage: Eukaryota; Fungi; Ascomycota; Pichiomycetes; Serinales; Debaryomycetaceae. Gene Ontology annotation, biological process: cytoplasmic translational initiation. The transcript has a single exon. The record is from RefSeq and is a predicted model, not a curated record. The coding region runs from base 1 to 1053 and encodes 350 amino acids.
AUGAGACCAAUAAAGUUGAUGGGACAUGAACGUUCUUUGACUCAAGUUAAAUAUAACAGAGAAGGUGAUUUAUUAUUUUCAGUAGCCAAGGAUAAUGCAGCAUCUAUUUGGUAUUCAUCAAAUGGGGAACGAUUAGGUACAUUAGAAGGACACCAAGGGGUAAUUUGGUCUAUUGAUGUCGACCCAGAAACACACUUAUGUGCAACUGGAGGAGGGGAUUUAGCCAUUAAGUUAUGGAAAGUUGAAAAUGGUCAAUGUGUGUACACAUGGGACGCCCCAUCUCCAGUAAGAAGAGUUGCAUUUUCGCCAGAUGGUAAAAAAUUAUUAGCCAUUGCUGAUCAAGUUAUGGGUCAUAUUGGUACAGUUUCCGUAUUUGAUAUAAAUGAUGAUGAUGCUACUAUAAGCCAGCAAAACCCAGAACCUUCUUUAGUGAUUGAAACUGAACCUGAAGGGUCAAAGGCCACCGUAGCGGGAUGGUCUGGCGAUGGAGAUUAUAUCAUUGUUGGCCAUGACAAUGGGUACGUUUCUAAGUACGAUGCAAAAACAGGCAAAUUGGUUACAUCCUUACAAGCUCACGGUAUACACAAUGAAGAGAAAAAUGUCAGUAUCACCGAUAUUCAAUUUGCCCCAGAAGACAGAUCAUAUUUUAUCACAUCGUCAAAAGACAAGACCGCCACUUUGAUCGACGUUGACACUUUUGAGAUCCUCAAAGUAUACAAGGCUGAUGCUCCAAUGAACACCGCUGCCAUUACUCCUGUUAAGGACUUUGUCAUUUUGGGAGGUGGUCAAGAAGCAAGAAAUGUUACAACCACAGCUGAAUCACAAGGUAAAUUUGAAGCCAGAUUUUACCACAAAAUUUUUGAAGAGGAAAUUGGACGUGUUAAAGGUCAUUUUGGUCCUUUAAACACUGUUGCUGUUCACCCUGAUGGUACUGGUUACAGUAGUGGAGGAGAAGAUGGUUUCAUUAGAGUUCACACAUUUGAUAAAUCAUAUCAAGAUUUCCUUUUCGAUGCAGAAAGAACUGAGAGAGCUGCUGCUGCAGGAACUAUUUAA